UAAAAGGUAAUUACAUAUCAUAGUCAACAGAAGGCGCAAAACCCAGGUCCCUUUUGUCUGGUUCCAGAUUCACCAGCAGCUAGAGAGACAGGAGAGGCAUAAGAGACGGUUGAAGCGCUAUAUAUAUAUUGAGUAGUUUACCAAGUGGUUGAAGCCAUUGAAAAACCAAUUCGAGAGCUAGUAGCCCGCUGGGUUGAAUCUUAAUAAGUUAAUCCACCACAGAACCAAUCAUAUUACGUCUAUAAUAUACUGUGGAGCUUUGGACCUCGUUCUCUGAUCCUCCAUUUCGAAGGGAAUCUUUAGAAGCUUUACAAGCGAGAACUUUCGAAGGGAAUCUUCUCGUUCUAUAUCUACGGAGUAAACAACUUGGGAGUUCUGCAUCCCUAGUCUUUGCUCUUUCUCGGUAAACUUCCUAUGUCUCUAUUAUAUACGUAAUAGGUCUCGAUCAUCGACUGGUUCGACAACUAGCUAAGCUGCUGGAUCUAUAGAUCAAAAGUGGUUGGUGGGGCCCUAUCCAUAUCCGCGGGUUCAGUCGCUAGCACAUACUCUCUCUGAACCGGAAGUGGUAAAGAUUUCUUCUAUCCGGUUCCCAAGAGCCAGCAGAGGAGUUGGCAGUCGAUUGAAAGGGUAAACCUCUGUUCCACACACCAGGUCGAGAAGCGUGAAAUCGGUUGAAUGCCCUUUCCGUAGCCGGAGUAAUUGGACAUCAAGAGCAAUCAGCCUUUAUUCGCCGUCCCAUCCCACCCAACUAUUGAAUUCGAUUGUGAUUGAUGGGAUAAGAAGAGCCAGUUUCCUUCCCAUAUGCCGUUCAGUCGUUACUCUGCAGGGUCAUGAAUGAAUCAAAAAGCUAUCCGAAUCCUUCCCCUCCGUCCCAAUCCGAUCGAUGGUCCAGCUGCCAGACAUAAAGGUCAAGAUGAGAGUAGGACAAUGGAACUUCAUCCGGAAGAGUUUUACUUGUUGACAGUAUUGAAAUUUUUGGUUUGGGGUUUGAAAGAUCUUAUAUCACACAAGAAAAUUUGUUUCAAGAUGGAUAUUGAACCUAUGGUUGAAAGCUUUCUUAUGACAUAUUGUGUAUUUGGGGAUAAAAACAGGGUUGUGCAGAUCUUAGGAAUUUUUCUUAGCAAUGCUGUCAAAUUCACUCCAGAUGGGGGCAGGCCGGAGCUCAAAGUAAGGUGUGAAGAGGUUGUGGAGAGUGCAUCAAUUAACUUGUGGCAACAGACAUGUUUACAAUCAGUAGCAUCUUCACUUAAAUUGCAGCACUCUGCAAUGCUGCUUCAGGAUGAUGUAGGUAUAAAAUACAAGGUUGCUAAUGUUCUCCUUUCUGUCAAGGAUUUUGUUACAGAUGAAGGAGAAAAUACUAAAUUCCUGAAACAUUUAUCAACUAAUUUGCUUAAAAAUGAUAUUCAUAAAGUUUCAUUAUUGAAUUGAAAGUUUUGUACAUUUAGGUGCUGGUGACUGUUUUUCUCAUACUUAAAAGGGCAAUUUCCAUUUUCGAUGAUUCAACCCUCCAAAUAAAUUAUCCAAACUAUAUCUGAUUAUCUACAUAACCAUUACACCUCACCUCGUUGAAGUUGCAAGUGCUAGUUUAAUUUUAAAUAUUUAUAAAUUACCAUAAUUCAUUUUCAACUACAAUUAACAUAUCUGGUUCAUCUGUGCUUAAUCUGAUUAGGAUAAAGUAUAUUUUGUUUACAAUCAAUUUUCAUAAAUGGGCAUGGAAUAUGUCCUUCUAUUUGGUCAUUCCCUGAAGGACCUCAAAUUCCCAGACGUGUAAUGUGCAGAUUCAUUCCAUGGAGUUUGGAGUGCAUGUGCACCGUCCUCACAAAAGAACAGAUAAGAAAUUUGAGCGGUUUUGGGCAAUCCUCUUAGAGUUUCUUUUCCGGAUUCUUUCUUCACACACUUUGAUAACUUCUUUUACGGAUUUUAUGCUGUUUAGCUUAUUCGUUCUUAAUGUUCACACAAUGUAUUUGCUUUCUCAUACGGGACACGCACAGUGUAUUUGCUUAAGUAGUUUCUCAUCUGGUAGAAAAGCAAUCCAGGGAAUAUUAUUAAGUGAGAUACUCUGGAGUCAUGAGUAGCAACUAGCAAGUAUGGGAUUACUUGCAGGCGAAGAUUUUAGUGUUAUAAAUGGUAGGAUUCUCACUCUGAGAGAGUAUACUAGAUACGCUUGAGGCUUCUGUUAUUGAUAAAAUUUAGUGCAUUCGUCUAACCUAUUUUAUCAAGCCCAUUCUCAAUUCUCAGCUUUUACCAAUCAGAGAUGGCAUCUAUAGUUGGAGAAGCUGUAGCUGGAAAAGUUUGCGAGAUGGCUGUUGAGAUGGCUUUUCAACAGUUAUCUAAACAGAUAAGCCUUGUCAUAAACUUCCAGGAGGACUUUGAAUGGUUGAAGACCAAACUUAGAUUUAUGAAGGGCUUUCUCAACGAUGCCGACUAACAGUGCAGACAAAAGGAGACCGUGAAGCAAUGGGUGUAAGAUGUUCGAGACAUUGCCCUGCGUGCAGAGGACAUAUUUGAGUUAUGUACUGUACAACCUCUUUACACUAGCAGAUUUCUAUCUCUUUCGACUGAUAAUCCCUUGCUUUUUCGUUACAAAAUGACAAGAAAAAUCAGAAAGGUCAAACAUAGAAUCAACUCCCUUGCUGAGGAGGAAGGCAGUUAAAGAUAACUUAUGACGUUUUGUCUGGAGAAGAAGCAUCAAGCAGCACAUUCCAAAGAGUAGACUGGAAGAGAUCAAGUAUUGUGCCAGUUGAUUCACAUCCAGUGGGUAUAGGUAAGCUUGUUAGACAAGCCUGCAGUUUCUGUUAUAGCCGUCGUUGGAAUGGGCGGCCUAGGCAAGACUUACCUUCUGCAAAAUGUCUACAAUUUCACCAAAGACAGGUUUGAGAAAUCCAUCUGGCUUUCAAUUUCGCAGUCAUUUUCUAUUUCCAAGUUGCAACAUGACAUAGCAUCUCACUUAGAUAUAAAGGAUAAAAUUCAUGGAGUGUCAGAACAAAGAGCGGAGGAAUUGAUUAAUGCCCACUUGAAAGAAAAGAAAAUUCUCAUUGUUCUAGAUGAUGUAUGGAAGCCCGUAAAUGAGGACAAUUUCAUAGAGAGACUUGGUUUGACAAUUGGGCAUAACUUCAAACUUGUGAUCACAACUAGAAACAAAGAAGUUUGCAGAAAUGUGAAGGCAGAAAUUUAUGAGAUGGAAUGUUUGAGUGAAGAAGAAAGUUGGAAACUGUUUUGUAUUUAUGGGUUUCCAGAGUAUGAGGGAAACAGAGCACCUGAGCACCUUCUGGAUGUAGCUCGCAAGGUUGCAAAGGAAUGUGGAAACCUGCCCUUGGCCAUCAAGACAACUGCAGCAUCUCUUGCAGGCGCCACACUCCCCAGGGAACGGAAUUCCAAAUUAAGGUAGAUUAAAGAGGUAUCUGCUCUCAAUAAACCCAUGGAAGUCCUGAAAUUGAGCUAUGAUUGCUUGCCUGCACAUCUUAGGGCUUGUUUUUCUUAUCUCUCUUUCUUCCCCGAGGAUGAGGAAAUAGACUGUUACUACCUGGUAAAUCUUUGGAUAGGGGAAGGGUUCAUUCCAGACGGGGAAGACCAGUGGGAUAUUGCAUGAAAUUAUUUGUAUAAGCUUGCCCAUCUUUGUUUGGUUGAAGUCGUGGAAAAAGAAAGCAAAUCAAUAUUUGAAUGUGAAGAUGGAGUCAAGAAAUAUUGCAUAGUUCAUGAUUUGGCCGUGUAUAUAUCCAAAGAAAAUAAUUGUGCUUUUGAUAUUGAGAAGGCUUUCACAAAACCCGUUUUUAGGAAAAAUAGUGUUGAUUGGUGUAGAGUUUCGUUGCCCAAGAAAAGUAUAAGUGACAAUGUCAUGGCAGAAAUCCUUCCUGCAUCUUCUCCCAAAUUUCUCCGGACAUUAUCAUUUUAUAACAAUUACAUAGAGAAAAUUCCCUCAAUUUUUUUAAUGAAGAUGGAAGUACUGCGGGUUCUUGACUCGAGCAGUACAUGGAUCAGUACAUUGGCUGAUUGUGUAGGAGAUAUGAAGUUUCUCAGAGUUAUGAAUUUAUCGAGAAGAGGAAUUUCGGAGGUACCACGGUGUGUUAGAAGGUUGAAGAGUCUUUGCUUUGUCGAUGUUUCUGUUUGCCGCAGGCUAAAGAAGAUACCAAUGUGGAUAGGUGAACUGAAAUGUCUUCAGCAUAUCGAUCUACUGCAAGUGUGGAGGGAGCAGAUUUACAGUUUGCCACAGUGAAUCUCAAAUCUCACGUCUCUCGGGACGCUGAGAUCUCAGUGGUUGCGCCUCUCUGUCGAAAAUGAUGGAGAGUCGAUGUUAGAGGAUGUUGGUACAGUGGGUGCUGUCAAUAUUCCGCUGUUAGUCAAGAGGCUAGGUAACAUUUUAUUUGAAUUCAUCUUCCGCCCAAAUUGAAAUUUAAAACAUGCAAGUGAGCGGGAAAAAGGAAAAUAAAGCUUUUACUUUCCACAGGAGCUGCUAAAGGUCAAAUUCCAGAUGCAGGUGCUUUUCUGAGAGCAGAGAAAAACUGUUGGGUUGAAAUUAUGAGAUAGAGUAGAUAGAGCGAGGCUUCAUUGGUUUCAACAAUGUGAUGAACGAUGUUUCCGAACCUAAGUUUUUU
This is a messenger RNA of Cryptomeria japonica (Japanese cedar), 4592 nucleotides long. RefSeq lists its product as uncharacterized. NCBI's taxonomy places the organism in Eukaryota, Viridiplantae, Streptophyta, Pinopsida, Cupressales, Cupressaceae. The record is from RefSeq and is a predicted model, not a curated record. The transcript is spliced from 3 exons. Bases 835 to 1428 code for a protein of 197 amino acids. Gene Ontology annotation, cellular component: nucleus.